AGAUUUCAAAAUGAGCAAUAAUAGGUCUUGGAUGUAUGAAAGACUCGGAAAUCGAGGGUUUCUAAAUGAAGACUUCAAAAAAGGAGUUAAUGAGUUUAUUCAGAAGGCGGUAAACUUAUAUCCAAGUGGGGUGAUUGCAUGUCCGUGUAGAAAGUGCAAGAACAGAAAAUUGUUGACUUGGGAUAUUGUUAAACAACAUCUUUUUGAAAAAGGAUUUGUUGAAGACUAUUAUGUAUGGGGAGCGCACGGAGAGACAUAUAAUUCAAAUGGGCUGGUUUAUUUGGAUGAAGGUAGCUCUUCCCGUCAUAAUACAUCUGAAGUUCCAUAUGACCCAUAUAAAUCAAUGUUUGAAGACGCUGUUAGGAAUGAGUUUCCUAUAGGUACGCCUGAUGAUAUGCAUGUUGACGAUGAGGAGCCUAAUCCAAUGACAAAGAGCAUGUAUGAAAUGCUUGCUGCGACAAGUCAACCAUGUUUUGAUGGUUGUCCCAUGACGGAGUUGAGUGCCAUGACUGAAUUGUUGAACUUAAAGACUGAGAUGAAUUUAUCAGAGGCUGCCACUGACAGAAUUGUUCAACUUGUGAAUAGGUUUUUCCCAACACAUAUCUCCAAUCGGCCCAUCCAGAAUUUCAAGAAAAUAAAAAGGAAACUCUCACUAUUAGGAAUGACUCAUCAAUCUAUUGAUUGUUGUCCAAAAGGGUGCAUGAUCUAUUGGAAAGCAGACAGUGAACUAAUCGAGUGCAGAUUUUGCUCUAGUGCAAGGUAUGAGGUCAAUAAUCAGUCAAGUAAACCAAUCCCGCUUUCUAGGAUGGAGUAUUUUCCGAUUACUCCAAGACUACAGAGGCUUUAUGCCUCAAAUACAACUGCUGGGGAUAUGAGAUGGCAUAAAAGUCACCACAGAGAAGAAGGAGUGAUGCGACAUCCAUCAGAUGGGAAGGCAUGGAUUCAUUUUGACAAUGUUUAUCCAUCUUUUGCCGAGGACCCUAGAAAUGUUAGACUCGGUCUAUGCUCAGAUGGGUUUCAACCAUUCGGACAAUUUGGACAGAAGUAUUCGUGUUGGCCUAUUAUCUUGACACCAUACAACCUUCCUCCAGGUAUAUGUAUGAAAGAACAAUUUCUGUUCUUAUCCAUAUUGAUUCCAGGGCCAAAGAAUCCCACAAAUAGGAUAGAUGUUUAUUUGCAACCUUUGAUAGAAGAGUUGAAGCAAUUAUGGGAGGUUGGGACUGUAACGUAUGAUGCACUUUCAAAGGAGCACUUUAAUAUGCGAGCUUCUUUGCUUUGGACAAUUAGUGAUUUUCCAGCAUAUGCCAUGCUCUCUGGAUGGAGUACAAAAGGGAAAUUUGCAUGUCCGUGUUGUACUGAAUUUACAGAAGCAUUCUGGUUACCCCGCAGCAAGAAACAUAGUUGGUUUGAUAACCACCGAAAGUUCCUAGCAGAAGAUCAUCCAUUUCGAUGGGACAUCGAGAACUUCACUAAGGGUAAAACAGUCAUGUAUGGCCCUCCAUUAUAUAGAGAUGGUUUAUAUUGUUAUGGUGAGAUGGAUGCCCUAAUGUCUGUGACCGAAUUAGGCAGUUUGGAACACAACAAAGUGGUUGGGAAGAAUAUUGGGUGGAAGAAACGUAGUAUCUUUUGGGAUCUUCCGUAUUGGAAGGAUUUGCUUCUGCGCCACAAUCUUGAUGUAAUGCACAUAGAGAAAAAUUUCUUUGAGAACAUAUUCUACACAAUUCUGGGUGUGCCAGGGAAGUCAAAGGACCAUACACGAGGGAGAAUGGACAUGGAACAAAUUUGUCAUAGACCAAGUAUGGAGAUGGACCGUGAUGGAAAAUAUCCCAAGGCUCCUUUCGUGCUUUCAAACAAGCAAAGAGAAGUUUUGUGCAGUUGGGUUGAUUCACUUAAGUUCCCCGAUGGAUUUGCAUCUCGAUUAGGACGUUGUGUAGAAAUGGAGAACCUUAAGGUAUUCGGUAUGAAGAGUCAUGAUUGUCACAUUUUUAUGCAACGUCUACUUCCAAUUGCAUUGAGAGAAAUGCUACCUGCUUGUAUUUGGGAGGCAAUUACUGAGAUUAGUUUAUUCUUUCGUGAGUUAACAAGAAAGACUGCACGAGUUUCUGUCAUUGAAAAGCUAAAGGAUGAUAUUCCUAUCAUUUUAUGUAAAUUGGAGAAGAUUUUCCCUCCCUCAUUUUUUGACCCGACGGAGCAUCUUCCCAUACAUUUGCCGGAUGAAGUUUUGCUAGGCGGACCACCGCAAUAUCGAUGGAUGUAUCGCUUCGAAAAUUUUUUAGGGUCAGUGUUAAAGAAAAAGAUCGGCAACAAGGCUAGAGUUGAAGCCUCAAUUAGAGAGGGUUAUUUGCUAAGUGAAAUGGGUACAUUUGCGAGUUACUACUUCCCAGAGGAAGUCACCACAAAAGCACGUGGUGUCCCGAGAUUUGAUGACGGUUUUAUGAUUAAUGAUGAUGUCCCUGCUUCCAUUUUUGCACAAAAGGCAAAAGCAAUUGGUGCAAGCACACGUCGAUACAUGGACCAAAACGAAACCAAUGCAGUGCAUUCCUAUGUACUACAAAAUUGCCUAGAGAUCGACUCAUUUAGAGAAUUGUUCACGAAUGCAACCGGAUUGACAACCUCCGAUGAACUUCAAUUUCAAGCACAAUUUCCGCUCUGGUUUUAUCACUAUGUGCGAAAUGACAUUAUAGAUCACCCACGAUGGAUUCGGGCUUUAGCUGGAUUUCCUGCUCCAUACGUGACGACAUACCAAACACUUCAUAUAAAUGGUUAUAAGUUCAACACUACUGCACGAUCUGAAGGGAGGGUGACCUGUAAUUGUGGGGUUAUGGUCAAGUGCACAAGUUAUGAUGGUUCAGAGCUUGACUAUUAUGGUUUAAUACAUGAAAUAAUUCAGCUAGAAUAUCAAGAUUAUAAGAUAAUCGUCUUCAGGUGUGAAUGGUUUGAACCUUCAAGUAGAGGCACACGACGCCAUCCAUUAUACAACAUAGUGGAUGUGAACACACAACACCGACUUCGUAUUUCAGACUGCUAUAUUUUAGCAUCACAGGCAGAUCAAGUUGUGUAUGUGCCAUAUCCUAGUACAAAUAAACGAGCCAAUAGAUGGCUUUCUGUUGUUCAGUGCAUGCCACGGGCUUUUGUCGAGGGAGAUUUGGGAGAAAAUUUGACACAUGAAGAUGAACACCCCUCAGCGUUUCAAGAAGACGAGCCUAGGAAUUCAUUCCAAAUAGAGUUAGAUGAACAACCAUUUCCAAAUUAUGGUCAAUUACACAUCGAUGACUGUGAUGAUCAUUCAGUUGCGUUUAAUGCUCCAGAGAAUAUGGAUGAUACAUUAGAUGGAGCAUAUGACAUGGAGCGUGAUGAUGACGAAAAUGAUAGUGAUCACGAAGAAAAUAUUAAUUGUGAUUGAGACACGGCAGCCUCCCCAUCCACCUCCGUCACAAUAUCAUCUGCCUCGUGGUCAUAGCCUAAACUUCACACCUGUCACUAACCAGCAACCCAAUGUUUCUACAGUUCAAGAUCUCAAUCAAGACAAUCCAUUGCUCUUCAAUCAACAUAGUCCAUCAACAACAACAAGCAGUGAUGAGGUAGAAGAUAAUGAUCCAGAUAAUGACCCAGAUGGAGAGGACGAGCUAGCUGAAUGGACUCCGGAUGCAUACAAAGAUCUCCAGUGGGGUGAAGAACCUUUGGACCAUUUCAGAUCUUUAGUGGUGUCAAAAUUUGAAAGACCCAAUGUUGGGUUAAAUGUGUCUGGACAACUUAUAAAUCUGUUUGCCAACAAAACAAGUUUGAGAUUUCAAACUGUUGUCUCAAGACAGAUAAAAUACAACCUGCACCCAGCUGGCCAAUUGUGGAAGUGGGUACCCCAGAAGACAAAGGAUUUAUAUUGGGAUCAAUUCCAGGACUUGGUAAGUUGGGACAUAUCCAAGUUCAAUUGUGAAAACAUCAGGAAUGGUUAUGAAAGAUAUUUAAAGAAACGUGCUUAUUCGAAUAUCAUUUCUCAAAUCAGGAAAAAGCGGCCUUUGACUGUGAAUAACUUCACUUGGGCCGUUGUGCAAGAGUAUAAUAAGUCUAAGACAUUUCAAAGGUCGUCUGAGUCCGGUAAAAAAAAUCGGAUUGCCGGUGGGGAUAAAUGUAAACAAUAUGGAGGAUCAAGGUCCGCAAUUGAUUUGGCUGCGCAGGAGGAGAGGAUUUCGGGGGAAGAAAUUAAUCCCCUCAAAAUUUGUGAGACAUACCAUCCGAAACAGAGAAAGAAUGGAGAGCUGAUUGAUCAUACGUCACAUUCAGAAGUUAUGGAGGCCAUUGAGAAGUUAUCUGCUGCAUUUAAAGAACACGUAAAGCAAACUCAACAAUCUGAAGCUGAAAUUGGAGGCUCCAAUAAUGCAUCCAAAGCUGCAUUUCCUGAUUUGCAUUCCAAAUAUUUGGAAAUUGCUGGAGGCAAGAACAAAAAAAUAUUUGGACUAGGAAAGUAUGCAGAAGAAUUCCUUCAUCAACUCCAAUCAACUCACCGAAAGACUUCUUUAUCUUCACAACGUGCACUUGAAUUUUGUGUGUUUUGGGAUGAACAUAUGCGGAAAUGGUUAUCUUCACAAGGAGAGGAAUGUCCACCAGUAAUGCCACUUGUGGAUGAAAGUUUGCUACAUGAAGAUCCUUGCUCACAACCAAAAUCUUUUGAGGAAACAUGGCUUCCAUUUUUGAAGUCACUUGGAAUGGAAGUACCAAGUUUUUUUGAGUUCACUAAUUCAUCAUCAUCUCAAGACUCCCAAAACAUUCAGCAGUAGUUAUUUUCCAAUAGAUAUGCAAGUAUUUUGGGUGUAUUUUUGGAUUGUAGUAAGGCUUGUACUUAUGGUACAAUGACUUUUAAGUAUUCACUGGUAUUUGUUACCUCAUUCAUUCAAGUAUGACUUUAAUGGAGCAUGUAUCAAGUUUUUGCCUACCUAUAUAUCUUUGUUUAAUUAUUAAUGUUUUAGUUAUAAUGCCUUGUGUACAUUAUGUUGUUAUAUAAUUGAAUUGACAUAUUAACUUUUAAAAAAUUUAAUGGCAUAAAAAUAUUAAAAAGGAGCAAACUACUCUGUAUUUGUUAUUUUGUUUUUAAAUAUAACUAUUUUAGUAGCAGCAUAUAGUGGCGAAUUAUUUGUCACUAAUAAUAGUGGCGGAAUGUAUAGUCACUAACUCCCGUCUUCAAUUUGUGACAGAAAUGAAAGUUCGCCACUGAAGUAUUUAGCAGCACGAUUUCAAUGACAAAAGUUUCGUCAGUAAUAGGCGUCAUUAUCUAUGUUAGUGACAGAUUCAUUGACAAACUUUCCGUCACUAAAAUCCUUAAAUUCUUGUAGUGAUUUCCGCAAGAACAAACCAUCAUUAUUAGGCAAAUAUUUUCAAGUAGAGUAAUUCCG
Cuscuta epithymum is the source of this 5387-nucleotide messenger RNA. Lineage: Eukaryota; Viridiplantae; Streptophyta; Magnoliopsida; Solanales; Convolvulaceae. The record is from the annotation of a GenBank genome assembly.